This is a messenger RNA of Adineta ricciae, 3852 nucleotides long. Lineage: Eukaryota; Metazoa; Rotifera; Eurotatoria; Adinetida; Adinetidae. The record is from the annotation of a GenBank genome assembly.
AUGUGCACUGCUGCUCGUACAGCCCUUAUUCGUAAUGCCAAAGACUUAAAUUUAUUUUCCGAUAAUCCAUUUUGGUCAUCGUCACUCAAUUCUUCAGAACAAAUCUACAGCACUCGACUCUUUCUACUAUGUAUUUUCGUAUCUCUUCUCAUAGUCACCGUAUAUGCUAGUGUCAUUGUUCGAACGCAUAGCAUCACGCUCAAUAGAUUCUCUCUUUCACAAAUCGAAUCUUUACAAGCUCGUUAUCCGACGACAAUUAAUGUACCUUGCGCUCAAGUAUCGAUUCCCUAUCAUAAGUUUAUCGAAUUUUCACCGAUCUUCCAUGAAAUAUGUUCGAGUGCGUUUAUCGACGAACCAUGGAUUUCUUCUCUCUUCCUUCCCAAUGCAACAUCGCACAAUAUUCUUGAUUUUCGUACAUUUUCCUUUGCACAAUUCCAGGCGUUAGCAUUACUUUGCCAAACGGCAAAACAAGCAGUUUUCGAUGCACAUCGAACCUUCCAUUCAACCAAUCUAGUCACAAAUUAUCUUUUCACACGCGAAGAAUUCCUCGAAAUAAGUAGUGUCUUAAUUGACAAUCUUUGGAGUAAUACUAUAGCAAACGAAAACCGAACAGCAAGAAUUGUAUCCAUGAGCAUUGUACAAAAUCGUAUUAUGUCAGCGUUACGUACAAAUUUCUACAUCCAAUCGAUGUAUUUAUCGAAUGUUUAUAUUAUCUACAAUGGACAUUAUUGGAAGAAAGACCAACUAUAUAAAUCUGUUUGUGAGUGUCGAUUGGAAGGAUACCGAUGCGUUGCUCCUGCUGGCGCUUUCUAUAAUUGGACACAAUUCGAUUUAGACACGCCCAGUGCAUCACAGUUAUUACCGACCCCACCGUAUCGGAUUCCUGGUCUCAUGGCCGGUUGUCUACCUCUUGAAUCCAUCCGACAAUCAACACUUGAGUGUUUAUAUGAACAAUCUUGUAUUGACAUUAUGACACUUCAAUCGCAUAUAUCUCAUCCACGCGCUCUAAACAAAUCUUCUACCAAAUUUUCAUUGAAUACAACAAUUGGUUUUAUGUUUGACAGAUCACUUUUUGUUGAAUCUUGGCAAACGAAGCUCGAUUUUGAAAGCUAUUAUCAUACAUGUGCUCCUCGAUCACUCACCUAUAGUUACGAGAGUCGACUUCGUCUGAUAUCGAUCAUAACCAUGUGCGUUAGCGCUUUCGGUGGGCUGGUCAUUGCAUGGCAGUUCGUCAUACCAGCGAUUGUGAAAAUUUGGACAUUCCUAGAACGGAAAAAGCAACACAUGAACACUACCGAUCAAACUGAUACCAAUUCGAUCAGUAAGGGUCAAAACAUGACUGUCCAUAUUCAUCGAACGAUUCAUACGUUCAAUUUAUUUCCAUCGGACAAUGAAAAUGACGUAGAUGAACAGUAUGUCGGCAUCGUCACCACUCGCCUUUAUAUUUUGUUUUUAUUCCUUGGUCUUCUCGUUCCUAGUUUUUAUACUUCCUUUGCCGAACGUACUCAUACAUAUACAGUUUCAUAUCCAUCGCAAACUGAAUUCGAACAACUAGAAUCUCUCUACGCUUCAGUACUGGUUUGUUCGUGUACACGAUUUUCGAUGUCCUACAAUCGGACUAUGUCAAUAUCACCUCGUUACCAUCAGAUAUGUUCAAGUCAAUUUCUCGAUGAGACUUGGUUGUCGUAUUUCAAUAUAAAAGAAAUUAAAGCGAAUACGACAUUCUUUCCCGUGAUCGAUUUUCGACAUACGGGCGACUCAAUCUUCAGUCUUCUACGCGUUUUAUGCCAAGCAUCAGAAGAGAUAGUCAACAACGCUCUGCAUCUAUUCCGAUCUCGUCGUUUAGUUACUGUCCACACAUAUUCACGUAAGCAAUUUGAAAAGGAAAUGCGAACGCGUUUCAAACAAUUCGAACAACAAACAAUAACAUCGUUUGUUAAUCUUCUCGAGUUGAUUCGUUCAUCGACUCAGACAAAUCGUCUCGUGACAGAAUUGUUGACAACGACAGGCUUUUCAAACUGGUUCAACAAGCAAACCGGACGAUGGGAGCCGAGAUUUUAUUCGCGAAACAUUGGCAACUGUUCAUGUGCAUUUUAUUCUGAUUGUCUUCGUCCACAAGGUUUCUAUUCGCAAUCGGAUAUCGUUGCGUCAGAACCAAAGAUUAUCGUACCUGGACUAGUUUUUGGUUGUUACAUAAUCGACUCACUCUUUCUCUCGACUCUCGAAUGUUUCUUCGAGCAAACAUGUCUUCAACUUCUCAUUGACAUGCGUCAAUUCGAUGCUAUUGGUCUGUUUCAUCCAGUAGAUGAGCGUGUGCAAACGAUUAAACCACUACAUCAUGAAAAGACUCGUUUUCUUCCUAAUGCAAGUAUACAAUCGAUAGUGUCACAAUUGUUCAUCGAAGAUUGGAACAGCUCAACUAAUUUCACCGCGUAUUAUACACGUUGCGCACCCAAAAGAUGCACCUACACAAAGAUACAACGUUUCGACAAGGCAUAUACGAUUACGAUGAUGCUCGGUUUCUAUAGUGGAUUAAGUGCUGUCUUGGAAAUAAUUUUACCAACAUUGGUUCGAUUGAUCAUGAAACGUAAGAAAAAAGAAGAUGAUACAUCGCAAUCUACUAAUAAGACGACAACUUUAAAUCAAUUUUAUGAUGUAUGUCAAUCAAUGCGUUCGCUGAAUUUAUUUUCUACUAAAACAUCGUCGAAUGGUCAUCAGGAAGUUGUUGCUACACGUAUAUACAUUAUUCUUUUCUCAUUGAGUUUGUUCAUUGCUUUCCUCUACGCUGGACCGUUCAGUGAUGAAAUUAAAACCAUAUUGGUUAAAUUACCAACUGCCGAUAUCGUCAACAAUCUGUAUCGUAAGAAUAUCUCAACUUUGUCUUGUCCUUGUUCAACAGCAGCUAUUCGACACUCAGAAUUUCUCUCAAUCACUCCACAUUAUCAUUCCAUGUGUUCAAGUAUCUACGUGACACCAUCAUAUUGGAUUGAAUUGGCACAAAGGGGUGACAAAAUGUCAACGACACUCAGUGCUCAUUAUCGAAUCUUAGCAUCGCUUUGUCAAUUAGCUAAUCAAACUAUCAGAAGUGCUCAAGAUGUAUUCAAUACUCAAGAACUGAUUACAAUUGAACCAAUGGCAUAUGCAUCAUUUCAUGCUCAAACAGAUGCACUUCUAUCGACGUUUGUCGCUCAAAUUCCAGCUAAUUAUCGUCGCACGCUUAACUUUAUCAUUCGUUCGUUUGCUGUUAAUCAAUUGUUUAACGUCUUUACCAGUAAUUGGAAGCUUAAUUAUANUCAAACUAUCAGAAGUGCUCAAGAUGUAUUCAAUACUCAAGAACUGAUUACAAUUGAACCAAUGGCAUAUGCAUCAUUUCAUGCUCAAACAGAUGCACUUCUAUCGACGUUUGUCGCUCAAAUUCCAGCUAAUUAUCGUCGCACGCUUAACUUUAUCAUUCGUUCGUUUGCUGUUAAUCAAUUGUUUAACGUCUUUACCAGUAAUUGGAAGCUUAAUUAUACUUACGAAACUGAGCAACAUAUUAUAAAAACAUAUCCACGACGAUUCUCUUCCUCGAACUGUUCUUGUGCAACAUCUUUCGAUUGUAUUGAGUCAGUAGCCGACGGGAUAGUCAGUGGCUGUUUUCCAUACGAUGGUUUUCGUUUAUCGAAGUUCGAAAAUCUUUCCUUCGCUGAGAUGAAUGAUCGUCUCUUUGUGACAACUUGGCAAAAUAAGAGUAAUUAUACCGCUUAUUUCGAUCGAUGUCGUCCGUUAGAAUGUCAAUAUAUGUUACCUGAUCGAAACAAUCCAAGUCAUAUGUUUAUGACUAUUUUGGCAUUGUAUGGUGGUAAGAAAUAA